AUGGCCAAAAUGGGAUCGGCAAUCGCUACACUGAAUCAACGCAUGACUGAUCGAGCGUCGGUGCAAGGACCCACAUUACGCCCUGAUUUAAUGUGCGAAAAUUACGCUGCGCAAGUGAAGAAGACACCACAUCCGCUCAGCUACAUUGAGAUCAGCAAUCUUCCAAACACGUGGCCCGUGUCGGUUCAUGAGAGUGAGACCGAUGUGCCGCUGUUUCUGUACUCAGUCCGAGUAUACAGUCCCGAUGUGACAAUGACAUGCACCUUAGUAACAUCUACCUUUUCUCCGGACUUUACUAUAACAGAUGCUGGUAAUUAUAAUUGGGAUAUAAAGCUAAAAAGUAGUACGACUCUGGACGAAAGCACGAAUCCAUCGAUAAACCUUAGUGUAUCAUGCGGCGAUACAAGCAACCAAAAGACAGGCAUUCUUACUGUAACUGUGAUAGAAAACGUGAAACCUGUCUUCACUGAUUUAACACCGGAGGUAGAUAUCUCUGCACAGACGACAAGGGUCGGACAAGUGAUCUACACGUUCGAGUUCACAGAUCCAGAUAGUAGCAGUAGUUCUCUUACAUAUGCCAUAGUCCCACCCUCGAGUGUAUUCAACAUCAGCGGAGAAUCUUUGGUGCUUUCAACCGAUCUCUCUAAAACAAAAACUACAAGUUACAGUGUAACGGUUGAAGUUCGUGAUGAAGAACUAGGAAACCAGCAAUCGAUUCCCGUUACAAUCAACGUGAACGAUAUUAAUGCCAUACCCGAAUUUAUUAAGACCUCGGAUACGAAAGCGUUUCCGGAAAUGACCAAAGGGAGAAAACUCCUGUACACGAUAGGACACUCGGACGGCAAUGGGGACGAUGUGCAGAUCACCUACGUUACCACGAACACUAACAAUGAUUUGUUCUUCGACCUCGUUCCAUCAACUGGUGAGGUGUACCUGCUAGACGGUAUGGAGUUCAACUACGAAACCGUGAGUUCGUACACCCUGGCGGUACAAAUAGAGGACUGGCUCGAGAUGCAAUCCACCCAGUUCAUUCUUACGAUCCAAGUCACGGACGUUCCCGAGGGUCCCUGGUGGACAGAUGUGCCGGCUACAUUAACUAAAGAUGAAGCCAGUAAAGGAGUAUUGGUCGGUCAGCUUUCAAGCUUCUGCGAUGACUUUGAUAACAUGCCUCCGGACAACAUAACGUACGCCAUACUCUUCAGCGCGGAGUCAGCGUAUUUCGCUAUAGACAAUUACAGCGGGAUAGUAACCUUCGCGCAGGAUUUCGAUUACGACGACCCCAAUUUAGCCAACGCACUGAACCUCACCAUCCGAUGUUCUGACAUCAAUGGAUUCAGUGCGGACACGUUCCUUCAAGUCAUCGUCAAUGACGUCAACGACAAUGCACCCAUCUGCGCACCAAAGCCCAAAUCGCUGAGCCUGCGAUAUGACCAACAGGUUAACACGCCCCUGUCCUUCCUGGAUUGCACCGACAAAGACAGCACGGUGAACGCAGAACUCGACUACAAUAUAAUAGGACUUGCAAAAGGAUACUCUAAAACGUAUUUCCAGGUCGAUAGCGGUGGUAAUGUGUCUAUCUCAAAGACGUUCGCAAUGGACUUCAAUACGUCGUUUUUCGUCACAAUCAAAGUAAAGGACAGAGGGACACCGUCGCUUUCUAUAACUGUGACACUUACGAUCACUUACACUGAGAAGCCUUGGAACAUCACUUAUACAAAGGUCGAUGAGUGUUUCAUUUGCACAACGAGUGCUAUAUCCCUUCUAGCCGCAUUAGGUCUCUUCGCAUUGAGUGUAACGAUUUGCCUUUUAUACCUGCUGAUUCUGAAAUGCGCUUAUGACAUCGAACGAAGAAAAAUGGCAAAAGCAUUUGCAAAGAAGGAAAAGAGAAGCUGGCGAUGGUUCGGGUGUUGGCGCCCAGGGGAAGAGGACCCGAAAAAGACGAAAGAAGAAAUCAAAAAGAAAAAGAUUAAAGACCAAGAAUACGUGCGCGCUAGAAAUCAGCUGCUCGGUAUAUCUGAAGAGGAGGCUUUCGGUGAGAUGGAAACAGUUCUGAGUGACGUGCCCUCGCAGCGUUACCGGAGGAAAAAUAAGGCGCCUUUCCAGCCAACGUCAGCAACAAACACGACGUACGUCGGAAGGGAACGCGACAAGACGCCCGAUAUAGGACUUAAAGCAAUGCAGCAGCCGUUGACAGAGAGCCAGAAGAUAGCGCUGAAGAAGUUCAAUCAAAUGAAAGACACGACAACUACCGACAAAGGACCAACCGCCCAGGCAGCUAGCGGAAUGACGUGGACUUUUAUGGGAAGGAAAAAAUAAUUGUUUUAUUUCUGAAAUGACCCUCUCUAGGUCAAAUAUUCAUAACAGUUUUGGUAUUAUCUAUCAUGCUUAUUAUAUCAUUCAUUACAUUUUCGCUCACUGUGUAUUUAAAAUGAAUAUACAUACUGUAAAACUUCAUCUCAAACGAGGGACGUAUUAAAUGUUAUUGUCAACUGAUUAUAGUUUUGAACAAACUGUGUUAUUGUUAAUAGAAAAGUUAUUGUUAUGUUAUUAUGUGUAAUAAAUUAUUUAUUUAUUGAUUCAUUUAUUUUGCAUUCCUCAUUUUUAAAAAUGUUUUACUGGUUGCUUUAUCUAUUUAUGUUUACAUUGCUUAGACUCAAAUAUAUGAUCUGUUAUAAGACAUGUUUUACAUCCAAACAUCUUGUUGCUGUAUUUACUUAUAUUUAAUAAUAAUGUAUUGACUUAAAACACGUUAUUUAAUGCUAAAUGAUUUUUUAACUACUAUAUAACCGACUCAACAAGUUAAAUUUGCAUACAAUAUUAUUUAGUUG
Messenger RNA from Dreissena polymorpha, 2828 nucleotides. RefSeq names its product protocadherin Fat 3-like. The transcript is spliced from 12 exons. Gene Ontology annotation, biological process: homophilic cell-cell adhesion. Bases 1 to 2316 code for a protein of 771 amino acids. The record is from RefSeq and is a predicted model, not a curated record. Gene Ontology annotation, molecular function: calcium ion binding. Gene Ontology annotation, cellular component: plasma membrane. Lineage: Eukaryota; Metazoa; Mollusca; Bivalvia; Myida; Dreissenidae.